AGAUUUACAUUAGGCAACAAAGCAUGAUUAGACUUCCGGUCUGUCUGUCACACCAAUGACACUUCUCCAGUCAGGUCCUUAAUAUUGCUUUUUGUUAACCGAAUAAUUUUCAAAAAAUUAUUGCGAAAGAACCGUAAUCGAUAGAAAUGUGCGCUUUACAGCGUUCGAAAGAGACAAAAAAACUCUAGAGACCUAAACUUGAAUGGAAAGCAAUUUUUUGAAACUUUUGUUCUCAGGUUGCAAAUACUGAAUUUGCAUAAUCAAACUUAUAACCGAAUGACUUCAAGAAAUCCAUAGUGAAAGAACCUUAUUCGGUUGAACUGUGCGUUUCGCAGCAUUUGAAAGAAACGAAAAUUACCACAUAAGCUUUAUACUAAAUGUUUCCAUUACCAGGCAGACCUUAGGAAGUGCUGUAGAAACAAAAAUCAAUGAUGAUAAUUACAAAUAAUUUUAAAUAAAUGUAUCCUUUCUGGUUGACUUAAUUGGCGUCAUAAAAUAAUAAUAUUAAUAGGGAGAAAAGACCGAAUUGUAUUCAUGGCCUUUAGCAAUUACUUCCUGUUUAUUUUGGACCAAUGGAAAGUCAAAUGAUUACACUCUGGCUCAUUAAAAUAGUCAUCACUGUGCUGAAAUAUUCAUUUUCACAUUUAGUGUUGGAGCGCGCUGUAGAUAAUAUUUAAUAUAAAGCAAUAAAAAUGUAUUGAAUGUCAAUAAUAAUUUUUAGAAAAAUACGAAUGAAUCGUUAGCUUAAUGCCUAAACAAAAUUUUACAUUUUCACAUAAAUGAUUGUUAAUUCAAACUCAGACGAGCAGGUUUUGUGAUGUUGCUGGAAAAACAUCCGUGUAAGUUGAUUAUAUUCCAACGAUUUUCAGCAUUUUCAUUAUAUGAAUACUGAAAAUUAUUAAAUUGUUUCUGAGUUUCGAAUGGUAAAGACGCAAAAUGUUCAAGUUAACUUGGCGAACUUUAAUUGAAUUUCGCGAAUUUUUCAAUAAGCAAAGAUUUUUUCAAAAAUUUCAGUCUUUCGUCUUCGCGCUGUCUUUUACUUAUUUUUAUAGUUUCAUUCCAAAAAUUCGUUACUUUUUAUGGUUUUCAACAAGUUCCAUGUAAUUGACUGUAUUUUAUUCGCUUAAUUUUAAUUUUGCAUUUGCUUGUUACAUACGUUAACGCGUUGAAUAUUUAAUCCCGCUUAAUUUGAACUUUUGGUUCAUUUAAUUCAUAAUCAACGUAUGCAUUUCAGACACGCUGCUACCCGAAAUUUGUUCAUUUUUGAUGAUCUCCGAUCGUAUGAUUCUUUUAAACUGCAUUUUCGCAAUAUAUGACAUAAUAGCUGUUAGUGUGGAUAGCUAUUAUUUUACAACGGUGUUUAGUUGGACGUUCUUUAAGCAAUAUGGGGGUUCCUACUUUGCUCACUGUUAUGGUUUACUCUUAAAUGUUCUUCACCCUGUCGUAAUCAAAAUGUUUGCCGGACAACUGCGAAUGUUCGAGCGCUUAUUUAUAGUGGACACGUCGAACAUAAGUGAUCAAACUGCUGGCUUGUUAGUCUAUAUCAAGCAUAAGAUUAACGCUAUGUUUGUGGCGAUGAUAGUGGCAUCAUUAGCAACUACAGGGGUCAACGUAUACUUUUGGUGCCAGGACCGCGACCAGAUAAUGUUGACAUCUAAGCUAUUAACCGACUAUUUCUCUCCUGGUUCAAUUAUUGUAAAAUUGUUUAACUUCAUAGAGACGUUCGCCGAUAUAAUUGCCUGUAUACCCACUGUGACUAUUCCUGCUUACUUUAUCUACCUGUUUUAUCAUGUCGAAGUUCAAUUGUUGUUGCUUACCGAUUACGUGCGAUCAUUACACAACGAACAUGAACGAACAUUCACUAAUAAAAUGGGACUUUCGACUGAAAAUUAUCAUAGCAUUUCAAACAGCGUGAAGAAAAUCGUCAAAUGGCAUUUGGAGAUUAAACAGUACAACUACGAGAUAUUCGCAAUUAAUCAAAUGGUGCACUUUCUGUACAUUUGCACCGGAUUAUUAGUGUCGAUUUUUUCGCUAUUUUCACUCUUUUCCCCGAAUGGAAAUGCGCUUCAAAUAGGAAUAACAUUAAUAUCAUUUGCUUUGUUUGCUUACAUUCCAUGCGAUACUGCUGAAGAUUAUGAGGAGUUUAGCAUGCAUCUGUCUGAAGCGAUUUACGAUCUGGAUUGGUACAACUGGGACGUGAAAUGCCAAAAGUUGUAUUUGAUGUUAAUAACGCAUACUACAAAAGGUAUACAAGUAACGAUAUUUAUGCUAUUUGGGAUCAAUAAAGAGCUCCUGAAAAAAAUUGCCAAACUCCUUUACCCGGUAAUGAAUCUCCUAUAUUCAGCUAGCAAGUCCAAUUAGAGACUAAUCACAAUUAAGAAAAAUUUAACGAUUAACUUGGUUGUGUAGUAGUUGAGCCAACAAAUUGAAUAAAAUGCACUUUCGAACUA
This is a messenger RNA of Dendroctonus ponderosae (mountain pine beetle), 2450 nucleotides long. RefSeq lists its product as uncharacterized. Gene Ontology annotation, cellular component: plasma membrane. Gene Ontology annotation, molecular function: olfactory receptor activity; odorant binding. Gene Ontology annotation, biological process: sensory perception of smell; detection of chemical stimulus involved in sensory perception of smell. The record is from RefSeq and is a predicted model, not a curated record. Bases 1267 to 2361 code for a protein of 364 amino acids. NCBI's taxonomy places the organism in Eukaryota, Metazoa, Arthropoda, Insecta, Coleoptera, Curculionidae. The transcript is spliced from 8 exons.